GCAGAAUUAGCCAAAGAGCACCUAGCAUACGCGCCGCACCUGCUCCGACUAGCCUCCUCCUUCGCAGCCCAGCACCUGGGGGGAGGCCAGUACCAUACGCGCCUCACCUGCACCGGCUGGCCUCCUGAGGAGCAGGCGGUGCAGCACCUGAACGGCGGGCGGUACGUGGCAGCGCACUGGCGCGUGGAGAAGGCGAUGAUGAGCCACCGGUCGCCCGUGCACAUGCACCUGUGGCUAUCAGGCACGGCACGAUUCGACCAGCACCAUCAGGACGUUGCAAUUUACGCCGUCAAGGAACUCUACUCCCUGCUUAAGCCCACUCGGCUCGGGUCCUUUCUCCCCGGUUUGAGAGAGGCGGAUCUUGGAGUGCAGGCCAUAUUGGACAAGCUGCUGUGCAUAAAGGCAGCAGUGUUUUUCGUACCUGCCACUCAACUGCAGAAACUCACAUCCCCAUGUAUGGCCCUUCCCUCUUCCUCUUCCCUCCCGCCCCCUCACACCCCACCAGGCCAUAUUGGACAAGCUGCUGUGCAUAAGGGCGACGGUGUUCCUGUACCCGCCAGUCAGCUGCAGGAACUACGUGCCCACAGGGAGUGGCUCCGCAGUUGCAGAUGA
This is a messenger RNA of Closterium sp. Naga37s-1, 612 nucleotides long. Lineage: Eukaryota; Viridiplantae; Streptophyta; Zygnematophyceae; Desmidiales; Closteriaceae. The record is from the annotation of a GenBank genome assembly.